This is a messenger RNA of Sinocyclocheilus rhinocerous, 320 nucleotides long. RefSeq names its product E3 ubiquitin-protein ligase Midline-1-like. The record is from RefSeq and is a predicted model, not a curated record. Gene Ontology annotation, molecular function: ubiquitin protein ligase activity. The transcript has a single exon. NCBI's taxonomy places the organism in Eukaryota, Metazoa, Chordata, Actinopteri, Cypriniformes, Cyprinidae. The annotation marks the transcript as partial.
GGCUUCCCUGGGUUUCGCUGACGUCCCCAUCGCUUCACUGAAGAUGGACACACUGGAGUCGGAGUUGACUUGCCCAAUCUGUCUGGAGCUUUUCGAGGAUCCUCUACUGCUGCCCUGCGCCCACAGCCUGUGCUUCAACUGCGCCCACCGUAUUCUGGUGUCCCACUGUCCCUCGUUCGACGAGUCCAGCAAACCGUUCUCUGCGUUCCAGUGUCCCACCUGUCGCUAUGUCAUCACCCUCGACCAGCAGGGUCUAGACGGCCUCAAGCGCAACGUCACUUUGCAGAACAUCAUCGACCGCUUCCAGAAGGCGUCUCUGA